This is a messenger RNA of Opisthorchis viverrini, 189 nucleotides long. RefSeq lists its product as hypothetical. NCBI's taxonomy places the organism in Eukaryota, Metazoa, Platyhelminthes, Trematoda, Opisthorchiida, Opisthorchiidae. The record is from RefSeq and is a predicted model, not a curated record. Bases 1 to 189 code for a protein of 62 amino acids. The transcript has a single exon.
AUGAAUCUGAUCUUUAUUGAAGCAGUUCAACAUCAUCGCGAUAUAUCACAACUGGCUGUGCACAUUGAGGAACGCUACCGCAACCAUCCGGACAUGUACUCCACAAGUCAGGUGACGUGCUUGCGAAGCUUCUCAACUCAGACUCAUAUCAAGAUUGGCGUUGUUGCUGGCGUCAACUUAAGGCCCUGA